CAAACGUCUGUGUGACAAAGAAAGAGAUAGAGGGAUAGACAGGGAAAGAGAGAGAUAGAAGGAUAGAUAGACAGAUAGAUAAAAAAAAGGACAAAAUUGUAGAUUCAUAGGCCAAAUAUAUGUUUUUUAGUUAUCUUUUUCCAUAUUGAAUCAAACGGCCAUAAGACCAUUGAAGAGUUUAGGCUAAAAGUUCUCAGCAUAUCCGGAAAUCCUCAAAUCUAAUACGGAUUUUUCUUCCAGAAUAUGCCUUCCCUAAGUGAUAUUGAAUUAAACAAAGAAUAUCUUCGGACUAAACCCGCAAUAUUGAAAUUAGCUGAAGUGUUUAUAUCACUUUGCUGUUUUAUUUCGGCAGUUGUUAAAUAUGCCUUAUGGAAUGAAUUUGGUACUGGAGCAUCAUUUGUAGCGUUUGCUUCAUUCCUUAGCUUCGUUGGUAGUGUUGCCCUGUUCCUAUUGAAUUUAUUUGGAGCUAUUGCAGUUAUACGUAGAAAAUUUGCCUUUUAUACUGUUCUAUGCGAACUUGGAUACUAUGUCGUUCUACUUAUAUUUGUGUUUGUGGCAGCCAUUUUAAGUUCCAAAAAUGCCAAACUGCAUUCAGCUAUUGGAGCGGCUACUUUCUUUUCGUGGGUUCUGUUUGUUCUAGUUGCGGCUCAAUUAGCAUUUCAAGCAAUCCUCUUUAAAGGUAUUUAUAAAGAUUUAUUCAUUCUUUCGCAACAAGUCACUAUAAUUUUUCCUUUCAAACUUUUACGUAACACUCAAGAUCUUGACAAUUCAAGAUAGUUAAUCUGUUUUUUUUUUGUUCUAAUCAAAUCGCUAGAUCCGUUCUAAUGUUCAAAAAGUAUUCAUUACUCAUUUAAAAAAAAUAUUCAUUCAAUCAAUCAGCUAUCUACGAAGAAAGAAAGAAAAAACCGACCGGUGACGGUGAGGCGAACAAUGAAAAUAGGGAAGACGCUAAAAAAUUAAAACCUUCUUCAAAUCAAACGUCUUCCGCCAAUACCCAAAUGUCAGCUGGUGAAAGUACAUCAGUGCCUUUGGAAGCGGUUCCUGAAAAACCGAAAGAAGAGAGGGUUAUACAAUAUAGCGUUGCGGACAAUUUGGAUGUAGGGGGAGACGGAAAUUGGGAAGUCUUAUAAGUCAAAGUUGUUUACAAUAAUCAAAAGUAAUAUUAGAUAUCUUUUUCUCUUCCAACCUCUUUGCCUUCCCAACGAAAAAAGAACUGAAAAAGAUUCCUUGAUUAUUUCCUCCCUCGAUAGCCAUUCUUCGCUCCCCCUCUAACUUUUCUGCAAGCAGGAGGAAGUCGACUAAUAUAUAUAUCUAUGUCUAUAUAUAUAUAUAUAUAUAUAUAUAU
This is a messenger RNA of Dimorphilus gyrociliatus, 1345 nucleotides long. NCBI's taxonomy places the organism in Eukaryota, Metazoa, Annelida, Polychaeta, Dinophilidae. The record is from the annotation of a GenBank genome assembly.